CACACAUUAUCAGCUGAGUUGAAAAUCUUUGUGCACGUCAUUCGAGUUAAAAAGCUAGAAUAUUUAGCGAAUUUUGUAGUAUUUCUGCAGUUAUUGGUCAAUUUUGUAUUUGAAAUAGUUUUUCGCGAACAAUCGCUAACUAUUGCUAGUGAAAUCAAUAUGUUUCGCUCGUCAAAUUUCGAUAAAAGCCUGGAAAGUGCGACUAGCAACUUGAUCCUGGAACCGGAUUGGCAGUCGAUAAUGGUGAUUUGUGAUGCUAUUCGUCAGGGCGACGCCACGCCUAAAUAUGCUGUGCAGCAGUUGAAGAAGAAAUUGUUCUCGGCCAAUCCACAUACUGCGCACUACGCCCUGCUGGUGCUGGAGAGUGUCGUGAAAAACUGCGGCUCGCCGAUUCACGAUGAGAUCUCCAACAAGGCUAACUGUGAGAUGUUUCAAAAUCUUGUGAACAAUACCCAGCACGAAGAGGUUCGCAAUAAGAUGUUGGAGCUGAUCCAGGCCUGGGCUUUUGCUUUUCGGUCGACGUAUAAGUACCGGUCGAUUCGGGAUACUAUGAACAUCUUAAAGAGCGAGGGUCAUAAGUUUCCUGAGCUAAAGGAAGCGGAUGCAAUGUUCACGUCGGAGAAUGCACCGGAUUGGGCUGAUGGAGACGUUUGUCAUCGUUGUCGAGUGCAGUUUACGUUUACCCAGCGAAAGCAUCACUGUCGCCACUGUGGUCAGGUGUUUUGUCAGCAGUGUUCAUCAAAGACCAGCACCCUACCCAAGUUCGGUAUCGAAAAAGAGGUCCGUGUGUGUGAUGGAUGUCAUACUAAUUUGCAGCGCCCAGUGCCAACGUUGACUAAAAAACCAACUGAGGAAGAAGAUUUGCCGGCUGAAUAUUUAAGUAGUUCUCUGGCACAACAGGCGCAAGCUCCUGCUCGUAAAACUGAGGAAGAGUUACGUGAGGAAGAAGAGUUGCAACUUGCCUUGGCUUUGAGUCAAUCGGAAGCGGAGACAAAGAAGACUUCGCAGACAAGAAGAACUUUCCACAAGUCACCCAGCCCGGAGCCGAUAAAGAUCCAGCGUAGUCCUAGUCCGGUCGAAGAAAUUCCCACGGAUCCGGAAUUGGCAAGAUAUUUGAACAGGAACUACUGGGAACAACGUCAGGCAGCUGAUUCACCAGCUUCACCAUCAGCUCCGAGUCCCAUGCCGAGUCCGAUGCCAAUCAUAAACAAUUUGCUGCUGACCAAGGUUGGGGGCGAUGAUGCUGAAAUAAAUGAAUUCGCUCACAUGAUGAAAACACAGGUGGAGAUUUUCGUUAACCGAAUGAAAUCUAACUCAAGCCGAGGCCGCAGCAUUUCGACAGAUAGUUCAGUGCAAACUUUAUUCAUGAAUUUGACUUCGCUGCACUCGCGUUUGCUAACUCACAUUAAAGAUAUGGACGACAAACGCAUGUGGUAUGAACAUCUGCAGGAUAAGUUGACUCAGAUCAAAGAUUCUCGGGCAGCGCUAGAUGUGCUUCGACAGGAACACCAAGAAAAGCUGCGACGAAUUGCUGAGGAACAGGAAAGACAGAAGCAGAUGCAGAUGGCACAGAAGUUGGAAAUCAUGCGAAAGAAAAAGCAAGAAUAUUUGCAAUAUCAACAUCAGUUAGCUCUGCAGCGUAUUCGAGAACAGGAACGAGAGAUGCAAAUGCGCCAGGAGCAACAAAAAGCUCAAUAUCGGAUGGGAACUGCUUUUCCGUUUAUGGGUCCUUCGACACCUGGGCAACCUCGAGGAUCACCAGCGCAUGUGAGUGUUGGAGGUUAUCCGGGCUAUGGCUAUCAGCAAAUGCCUGGAGGAGGAGCUCUUCCACACUAUGGACCCCCAGGAAUGCCACCCCAAAUGGGACAACAAUUAUUUUCGCCACAACACGGACAACCGGGUGCUAUUGGCGGACAAUAUAUGGGCCCUGGUAUGUCUCAAGGUCCUCCAGGAGCCGAGAAUGUACCUAACUCGACACAACAGCAACCGGUUGGUCCCCCUGGACCUGUACCACAGCAACAAGGUCCACCUGGAUCAAUGAUUCCACCGCCUGGUAUGAAUAUUAUGCCCGGACAGGGCGCGCCAAUGAUGGGUCCUCCGCCACAACAAGCACUGCCUUUGAAUCAAGGUACUUUGCCCCCGGGAGCUCAAAUGCCACCCCAGCAAGUAGUCCCAGAUGCACAACAAGCACCGGUUCCGCAGCAGCAGCCACAUCAACAACAACAUCAACCACAGGCAACUGUUGGACCAGCACCUAUUCCUCCUCCGGGGGGACCUGUUGCAGCACCGGUACCUGCUCCAGCAGUCGCAGCUCCAACUGCUCCCGAACCAGCGACGGCUGAAUUAAUUAGUUUUGAUUGAACGCACUGAAAGAUGACGGAAAAUGCCGCAGAAUGGUUUGAUGGUUGAUCCAGGAUCGUUUGAAGACGUUUCAUAUUCUAUAUCACAUGAGACUACAAUAUAUUUGACCCAUCAGAUUAUUCCGGUAAUGCAAUUUAUUCAAUAAGAACGUGUUAUACAUGAAUACCUUAUUGUGCAUGAGGGCGGAUGGCUUUUUGGAACGAAAGUGAUCUUUAAUCUCACAAAUAACAGCAAUGAAAUUGAAUUCGAUCGAAUCACAGCUAUACCCUCGUAAUGUAGAAUAAGUUUCUAUAUAUAUUCCAGUUCACAGUGUUAUAACCAUUUAAAGCAAUGAUGCAAUGAUUUGAACAAAUAAAUAACAUUUUCAGAUAUUAGGGACCAUUCAUUAAUUAGGUCACGCAAAAAUUUUCCCCACCUCCCAAUCCCUCGUUUCACUAACUGUCGCGAAUUUCUUUAUUCUCUUUUAAGGUUGCACAGAGAAUGCGCAAAAUUCGCAAACGAAAAGAGCAGUUUUUUUUCCACACCGUAUGUUAGAUCUUCAUAAAAAUCAAUCAGCGUGUGUAGAAUGUUGUUACAGUACUGCUGAUUGAUUUUUAUGAAGAUCUGAUAUACGGUGUGGAAAAAAACUGCUUUUUUCGUUUGCGAAUUUUGAGCAUUCUCUGUGCAACCUUAACGUCACGAUUUUUUUCUCAAGAUAUUUUACAACUUUUUACUUCAUGGUGUGAUAUAAUUUAUGAAUGGUCCUAUCUGUGUAGUUCUUGUAGGUGUCGACCAUAUAUUCAAACAGUGAAAUUGUUACGCAUUAUAUUCUCAAUAAAAUUACUCAUA
Molecule: messenger RNA, 3189 nt
Organism: Topomyia yanbarensis
Lineage: Eukaryota; Metazoa; Arthropoda; Insecta; Diptera; Culicidae
Gene: Hrs
Product: hepatocyte growth factor-regulated tyrosine kinase substrate
Exons: 4
Coding region: 160-2361 (733 amino acids)
Molecular function (GO): metal ion binding; phosphatidylinositol binding; ubiquitin binding
Source: RefSeq, a predicted model, not a curated record